AUGCACAAGACAUUCGCAGAUGCGAUCGCCAUCACAAGGGGACUUGGGAUACCCUACUUAUGGAUCGACGCCCUCUGCAUCGUGCAAGGUGACGGCGGCGAGUUUGAAUCCGAAGCUGGAAAGAUGGCCGCUUACUAUAAAAAUGCCGAGCUUACUCUUGCAGCAACAGACUCGAUCGACUGCGAAGGGGGCAUGCUCUAUCCAAGUAAUCUUCGUCAGAAGUUCAACACCAGUCGGUUCAGACACCGGGAUAAGGCAGCUUACGCAUUUCUGGAUUCUAUACAGACUGAUCUUGAAAGCGAGAUCAACUCGGCGCCGCUGAAUCAACGAGGGUGGGCACUUCAGGAAGGCAUCUUGUCUCGAAGGAUGGUCCACUUUUCCAAGAAGCAGUUGAUCUGGGAAUGCAAGACAAAGGUCGCCAGUGAGGACGGCCUAGUAGACCUGAAGAAAGAUAAGAUCAGACGGCCAUUCGCGCUACCAACACUAUGGGUGCCUCUGGAAAGUCGCUAUGAAGAAUGGGCUGCUGUCGUCCAAGGCUACUCCGGCAGGCUGCUGUCCAAGGCCAGGGACAAAACGCUUGCCCUGGCUGGUGCGACGACACAAUUCAUUCAUCUUCUCCGUGAUGAACCCCUAGUGGGAUUAUGGAGGGGGGAUCUUCCCGCCGGGUUGCUCUGGAGAGCUACCGAGCCUAGGGGCCGUGUCAAAGCUGUUGAGCUCAAGUCGAUCCCCUCUUGGUCUUGGAUGAUACUUGAUGGACCUGUUAGGUUCAACACUGGGCGCCGGAGAUCUGUUCUGAGUUCAUGGAUAUUCACAACGGAGAUGAAAGUCGACGAGGCGUUCGUUAGAUGGAAAGGUGAAGAGCUAACUUCAGAGGUCACGCAAACAUACCUCAGAGUCUCUGGGAGAUUGAUUCCAUUCAACCCAGCUUCAACAACCGUCGAGGAUAUCUGGUGGGACUCGCCAAGCCGGCCCGAUGAAAACCUGUUUCUCCUCGCUGUCGGUCAAGUCAGCCACCGUGUCCGACGGACCUGGAAUUCCGCGGUGGUGAGUGAAUCCAAGGACUACUUUCUUGUCUUGUGCCAAACCGCCAAGAAGAAUGAGUAUUCUCGAGUAGGCAUGGGGGUGGUUGACAAUGGUCAAGAAGUCGGUGGCCAUUUUGCGGCCCAGAGCGCGAAGACAAUUGUUCUUGUCUAA
Messenger RNA from Fusarium falciforme, 1194 nucleotides. Its product is annotated as HET domain-containing protein. NCBI's taxonomy places the organism in Eukaryota, Fungi, Ascomycota, Sordariomycetes, Hypocreales, Nectriaceae. The coding region runs from base 1 to 1194 and encodes 397 amino acids. The transcript has a single exon. The record is from RefSeq and is a predicted model, not a curated record.